This is a messenger RNA of Botrytis porri, 483 nucleotides long. RefSeq lists its product as uncharacterized. Bases 1 to 483 code for a protein of 160 amino acids. Lineage: Eukaryota; Fungi; Ascomycota; Leotiomycetes; Helotiales; Sclerotiniaceae. The record is from RefSeq and is a predicted model, not a curated record. The transcript has 3 exons.
AUGAACUUCGUCAAAUGUCUUCUCGUCGCCUCUGUUGCCGACCGAGCCUCGGCCGCUUCUUCUGCUUAUAGCCCAGCCACAAUCGCUCUCUAUCUCGGUGUCCAAGCUGGUGAUGUCACUGAUUUGAUGAACACCACCGACUACGUAAACAUCGAUGCGACCAAGUGGGCUGUCACCUUUAAUCAGUACACCGAAGAUGUGGCAGCGUGGUCGCCAGUGACCAAGGAACGCGUGUUCCUCGACAGAGUUUCCUGUUUAUCGGACAUUGCUUGUGUGCUCUGUAUUGGUGCGGCCAUAGCAGGUGCAACUGGUCCGAUUGCGGCAUGUGCGUCCACAGCUUACGCCGCAAUAGCUGCAACUGCGGCCGAAACAGCAGGAGCCACGAUUCCGCCCAUCAUCCUGACUUUUGCUUCGUGUGCUUUACCGUUUGUAGCAUCGGGUCUCGGUGUGGCUUCUGCUUGUAUCGAAUACCUUGGUGCUUAG